This is a messenger RNA of Aspergillus campestris IBT 28561, 2523 nucleotides long. Its product is annotated as SLM1 family PH domain-containing protein. Bases 1 to 2523 code for a protein of 840 amino acids. The record is from RefSeq and is a predicted model, not a curated record. NCBI's taxonomy places the organism in Eukaryota, Fungi, Ascomycota, Eurotiomycetes, Eurotiales, Aspergillaceae. The transcript has 4 exons.
AUGGCGACGGCCUUACGAUCCCACACGCCCGAUGCAUAUGGCGCCUUGCCACAGCCCGCCGAUUCCACCUUCCCCCACCGAGGCUAUGCUCCCCGCUUAUCCUCCCGACCCAACUCUUUUGUCGCCACCACCUCCGCAUACAACGUCGCACAUAACGGUAUGGGCGAACCCAGCUCCGGUCGGUUUCACAGGGAUAUGGAUGUUGCGAGCCACCGCGCUUCCCUCGCGUUCGACACACCCCCCUCGGCUCUCCAACGGUCCGCGUCGCAUAUGUCGCAGCCGCAGCCGCAAUCCCGAUCCGCGACCCCGACCCGAUCCACCACCCUGAAGAAGAAAUCCUCCCUCAGCAAGAAGGGCAGUAUUCGUCGCAGCGGGAGUCGGAAGAGCAUGCGCGCAGGGAGUGUCCGGAGUCUGGUCUUGGGCGAUAAGGAAAAGUAUCACUCCGAGGGCGCCGAGGACCAGAACAGCGCAUUCUUCAUCCCCAUCCCCACGAGUGGGAGUCCGACUGAGGUGUUGGCCAAUCGCUUUCAAGCAUGGCGCAAGAUCCUCAAGGACCUCAUCCUCUUCUUCAAGGAGCUCCAGAAAUCCUACGAAACCCGAUCCAAGCUCUUCCUCUCGGCGUCCAACAUCCUCAACAGCGCCGCGCUCCCUCCCUCGUUCCUCGACUCCGGCGGCCUCGCCGAUGCGACCGACAUCCUGCGAGACUUUCACCGCCAGGGCUACAUGGAAGCGAACAAGGCCGCCGAGGUUGAAAACGAGGUGGUCAACCAGCUCAUGGGUCUGCGAAAUGACCUACAGAAGAAGACCAAGGAGAUCCGCGGUCUCUCGGGCGAUUUCCGGAAUUCGGUAGACAAGGAGGUGGAUGCGACGCGCAAGACGGUGCGACACCUGCACGAGUCCCUAGGUCUGGUGGACACCGACCCGGCCGCAACCUCGGGGAAGGGGGAUCCGUUUAUCGUCCGCUUGGGUGUGGAGAAGCAGAUUGAGAGGCAGAUCGAGGAGGAGAACUACCUGCAUCGGGCGUUUUUGAAUCUAGAAAACUCGGGACGAGAGUUGGAAUCGAUCGUGGUCGGCGAAAUCCAAAAGGCCUACAACGCGUAUGCCAGCAUUCUCAAGCGUGAAGCCGACGAGGCCUACGAUACCGCGGAGAAGCUGCACUCGGGGCCGAUUUCCAUGCCUCACGAUCACGAGUGGAACUGGUUCAUCUCGAACACGGACGAACUCGUCGAUCCGCGAGUGCCUCUGCGAGAUGUGGAGAACAUCUCCUACCCGGGCAAAGAUCAUCCCGCCGCCGUUGAAGUGCGGUCAGGCAUGCUGGAGCGGAAAAGCAAGUACCUCAAAAGCUAUACGCCUGGCUGGUAUGUCCUAUCGCCGACCCAUCUCCACGAAUUCAAAUCCGCCGAUCGCGUAGCAUGGCAGACCCCGGUGAUGUCAUUAUACCUCCCCGAGCAAAAGCUGGGAUCACACUCCCAACUCGACUCAACAUCGCACAAAUUCAUGCUGAAAGGACGACAAACGGGCACGAUGCACCGCGGCCACUCGUGGGUAUUCCGCGCCGAGUCGCACGACACCAUGAUGGCGUGGUACGAGGACAUUGAAAGCCUGAUCUCCAAGACAGGCGAGGCCCGCAACGCGUUUGUGCGGCGCCACGUCCGGACCGUGAGUGGCACGAGCUGCCAGACCACAUCUGCCAGCAGUGAUGGAGUCAUGGACGAAGACGAGGCUGACCGGACACCGUACUCCCCAGAGUCGGUCGUCCUGAAUCAAGAGCGCCCUACCUCCCAGCCUCGUCAGCCGGGAGGCCGCUUCCCAAGUGACGUGCAGAUCGACCGCAGCCUGCAGGCCCCACUAUCGCCGUCCAGCGGUGAGAGCUCCGGCGGCGAGAAGGAUCUGCUGGCUGCGGCGGGGUCGCUCACGGACAACGGCCCGUUCGGCGGUAGCAGUAGCCGUGUGAGCGAUCAACAACCGGGUGGUCCGCCGGGCCACUGGAUGGAUCACAACCGUCACAGCGGCCAGCUCGCCGGGUCAGCUAAUGAUCCCACUACACAACCCUCCGCCAUGAUCCCAGGACUCUCAUCCUCCGGCCUCGACAGCCCACCACACCGCAUCUCCUCCGACAGCAGACGCCCACCAUCCAUAACCAUGUCCGGCGCAGCAGGGGCAUCAAGAUCAAGCACCUCCCGCGAGCCCUCAUGGGGGCCCCAGCGCACCCGCGGCGAGAGCGCCUCCACAGCACCAACCAGCACCAACGCCACCGACUACACCCACUACACGCAUAACACGAUCCCAACCUCCGUCGACGAGAACAUGGACGAAUACCCCAGCGACGGCAAGCGAGCUCUCCUCGCUUCGCCCCCCAUCAUCGCGGACUCGUCCUCUGCGCACACUACCCCCGUCGACUGGGAACGGUCGACCCCCAAGGGCCUCGCUAAUGAUGAGUUUCCGCGUUCUGGGAAGGGCAGUGUGUCGGCUGUGGAGUUGAGGAUUCCAGGUCACUAUCCGCCGACUAAUAUUCCAGCUUAG